UGGGGAGGGCGCCUUUCCGGGGGGCCGCACUGUACGCGCCCGGGUCUCUGCGGAAGCUGCGGCCGCAGCUUUCUAGGAGGUUCAGCCCUGCCAUAGUCACCCGCCUCACCUCACAACGGGGACCGCCACCGUCCCGCUCAGUCCGCGGAAGUAAGGGGGCGUAUGCAAACAACCUGGAGGUCCAAGCUUCUGAUUGGUCGGUCGGAGGCCUCCGCCAGCGGGCUCCGCGGCGCCGUGGGCAUGCGGGUGCGGCCCGCGCGCGCGUGAACGAAGAUGGGGACGCAGGGCAGCCCAGUCAAGAGCUAUGACUACCUGCUCAAGUUCCUGCUGGUGGGCGACAGCGACGUGGGCAAGGGCGAGAUCCUGGAGAGCCUGCAGGACGGCGCAGCCGAGUCUCCGUACGCCUACAGCAACGGAAUUGACUACAAGACAACCACCAUCCUGCUGGACGGCCGGCGGGUCAAGCUGGAGCUCUGGGACACGUCGGGCCAGGGCAGGUUCUGCACCAUCUUCAGGUCCUACUCCAGGGGCGCGCAGGGGAUCCUGCUGGUGUAUGACAUCACCAACCGCUGGUCCUUCGACGGCAUUGACCGGUGGAUCAAGGAGAUCGAUGAGGUAGGUAUGCUCCAGCAGACAACCCCUCCCGGCGCGUGCGCUCCCGUGCCCCAGGGGAGCCUCUGCGACCCCUUUAGCUGCCCCGACUGCGCAGUCUGGUGCAGAGGGCCUGCCCGCUUGGGGAGGAUACCGUGCAGAGAGGGGGCAACCCCCCUUCUUGCCUCUGCUGAGUCCUGUGCUCCCCAAGCACGCUCCCGGGGUCCCUCGGAUCCUGGUCGGGAACCGCCUGCACCUGGCCUUCAAGCGCCAAGUCCCGACAGAGCAGGCCCGCGCCUACGCGGAGAAAAACUGCAUGACCUUCUUCGAAGUGAGCCCCCUGUGCAACUUCAACGUCAUCGAGUCCUUCACGGAGCUGUCCCGCAUCGUGCUCAUGCGGCACGGCAUGGAGAAGAUCUGGAGGCCAAACCGGGUGUUCAGCCUGCAGGACCUCUGCUGCCGGGCCAUCGUUUCCUGCACCCCCGUGCACCUCAUCGACAAGCUCCCGCUGCCUGUCACCAUCAAGAGCCACCUCAAGUCCUUCUCGAUGGCCAAUGGCAUGAACGCAGUCAUGAUGCACGGGAGAUCCUACUCUCUGGCUAGUGGCGUGGGGGGCAGUGGGAGCAAGGGCAACAGCCUCAAGAGGUCCAAGUCCAUCCGACCCCCGCAGAGCCCGCCCCAGAACUGCUCUCGGAGCAACUGUAAGAUCUCCUAGCCGGGCAGGCUGCGCCUCAUCCAGACGCACUCUGGGAGGGCUCACACUUGGGGAGCACUCCUGGCUGGGCGCCAGGCUCAGCGCUGUGUGCAGGGAAACUUUGGCCACACGGUCCCUCCUGGGAAGUUUGGGGAUCCACCUCGUGGGCUGGUGGGCUCAGCUAGACCAGCUGCACAGUCCAGUGCGGGGCCGCGCUGCUGGGCUGGUGUCGGGCCAUGCCCAGGACCCGGAAGUGUGGCUGAGAAGAGCCCAGGAGGCAGCUCUGCCUGGCCCCCUGCCUUGAAAGGGCUGUCCCCGGGACUGGGGGGCCAGUUCCCUUUCUUAUUUAUGUAAAAGAUGGUUCGCCCCUUUUGUACAUUUUCCAAGGACCUGCAGGGAAGCCUCCUUGCAACCACUUGGUGAGCCCGUGACAGCUGUGAGGAUGCGCUGGGGACACUGGGAGAGGGUGGGUCUUUGAAUCAAAGAUGGGAAGAAACCCACCAUCAAGACUUGAAUCUGAGUUCACAGGACACUUGUCACGGGGAUGUGGGCUGUGUGGGGGCCAGCGGGGACACCCGGAAGACUUGGGCGGCAGCAGCAGCAGUGUCGGACGCUGUGGCCAUGUGCGGCGGCCUUUCUGAGUGUGGUGGUCAGUGUGCCCGCUGUGGAACACUGGGCAGUGGUGAGGGUUCGGGCCCCAGCACUCUGCGUGGCUGGGCUGCGGCUUCCACGGCUCCCGUCAGCCUUCCUGGAUGACAUCCUGUGUGUCGCAGAGCUAUGGGUUUAGAGCCGUGAGCAAUUUGCAGGUUCCCAAGUGGAAUUUCCGUGUUUCUUGGAAAAGGGGUAGUGGGGCGUACACCCCCCAACCCCCCCCAGCUCCCUCCCACCCCAUGUAGGGGCAGAUAGCCUCCCGCGGUUCUGUUUACAAAUGUUGUCUCACGAAGCCGGCUCGGAGUCUGUCUGGGUGGAAGACGUGAGCUGUUCGUAGGCAGGCAGUAGCUGCUGGGCCGCCAGGCCCUGGGCGCGUUUGGACGGAGCCUGUGCCACUUGCCUCCUGGGCCUUCUAGACCUUGCUCUGACCCGCUGGUCUCCUGACCUUGGUUGAGGUCCCAUCGCUGCUCCACCCCUGGUGUCACCCCUCUGCUGUCAGGUCACCCGUCACUCAUUUCUCAGUGGUGGAGGCCGGGCCCCUCCUCAAGGACCCACCCGCCAGCCUGAGCUGGAGGCCUAGCCUCCUUCCGUCCGUCCGGCUGGUGAUGUGACCGUACCCCGGUGCUCAACUCUACCUCCUGCCUGCGGGCCCCUCCCUGGCCUGUGACCCCUGUUCUUGGGGCCUAUUCUGUGGUGGGUGCCCCAGGGGCUGCUCUCCUGGGAGGGGAGGCAGGGAGGGGCUGCCACAUGUGUGAGCGGGAGCCUCGUGAAGGCCUGGCCGCCAGGAGGGGCGGGCGCCGGAGCCCCUUCUUUGGACUUUGUUUUGGAGAAAGAUGGUCCUGUGUUCACCACGUCAACACUACCCUUUGCUGCUGUCCUCACUUGCUCCAUUCCUGGGCUCGUUUGGGAUGGUUUUACUUUCUUUGUACAGUAAAUGUAAUUCAACUCUG
Molecule: messenger RNA, 2886 nt
Organism: Phacochoerus africanus (Common warthog)
Lineage: Eukaryota; Metazoa; Chordata; Mammalia; Artiodactyla; Suidae
Gene: RAB40C
Product: RAB40C, member RAS oncogene family
Exons: 6
Coding region: 274-1194 (306 amino acids)
Biological process (GO): intracellular signal transduction; protein localization to plasma membrane
Cellular component (GO): synaptic vesicle; plasma membrane; endosome
Molecular function (GO): GTP binding; GTPase activity
Source: RefSeq, a predicted model, not a curated record